UACACUUUUUUUUUAUAAGCCUUUAUUAUAUUUCCUUUGCCACCCACACCCACCUCCCAUAUUUAUAAGAUCCCCACUUUAUAUUUUCAUUCCCAAAAAAUCCUAAACAGGAAAAAAAAAAGAAAAAAACCUCAAAGAAACCCAACCAUCACAACUAUUCACACAGAAACAAAAUACUAGUCCCCCUAUUUAUUAACCCAGAAAAAAAGCUUAAUAAGAAGAAGAGGAAGGGUGUGAAAGAGGGUUCAAAUGCAAGAAGAAAGUUGGGAACUUUCGGUGUGUCCAAGCUUCAAUAGCUACUCUUCUGAUAAACUCGUGGACGUAGCCGCUAAAGUGACCCGCGAGUUUGAUCAUCGUGAUCACGAUGGUGAGGAAGCGUUCGAGGAAAACGAGGAGUUCGAGUUCGUGUCCGUUCGUAAAGCCGAGGACCACGUGGUCGUGUUGGACGGUCAGAUCGGUCCGGUUUUCCCGGUGUUCAAUCGCGACCUUCUGUCUGAUCAGAACCCCACCAAAAGUCAACAAAUUACCGACGGCCAGGAUUUGAAGAACAGAGAAGGAGAAGAAGAAGAUGAGGAUGUGCGGUGUCUUCGGAUUCCGCUAAAGAAGCUGUUCAGCGAGGAACAUGAUCCGACGUCGUACUCUUCGUCGUCGUCGGAGAUGGAUGAACUGGAAGGGGUCCCACCUGGUACAUACUGUGUAUGGACCCCACAUAGUAACAGCCCACCAAAAGCCAUAGCCUCAGCCGCCUCACCGAGCCAAUGCAAGAAAAGCAAUUCAACUGGGACGACAACCUCGUCUAAUACAAAGUCUUCUUCUUCUUCUUCCAAACGUUGGAGGCUUAUGAAUUUGCUUCGAAGGAGUAACAGUGAAGGGAAGGACUCGUUUGUCUUUUUGACUCCGAAGAACAAGGAGGAAGAGAUUAGUAAUAGUAAUAAUAGCUUUGAGGAGGAGAAUUCGAAUUCGAAGGAAAUGAAGAAAGUGGUGGUGGUGAAGAAGAAGAAGAAGAAGGAGAAGGAACAAACGGUGUCGUCUGCGCAUGAAGUGUUUUAUGGGAGGAAGAGGGAAAGCAUGGAGAGGGAUAAGAGAAAGACGUAUUUGCCCUACAGGAAAGAUUUGGUCGGAUUCUGGGCUAGUGUUGGUAGCUUGGGUCGGACCUUCCCUCCUUUCUAAAGGUUCUUACCGGAUCAUCUCUCUCAGUUUGACUUUUUCUUUUUUCUUUUUUUAAUAUGAUUGAAUUUAUGUACAAUUACUUAAGAAGUGAUGUACCUUAAAAUUUUUUAAAAUUAAAUUUAACUAUAUGAUUUUGCAAAAUGUUCGUAUGAUUGAUAAAUCAUAUGGUUGAAUUUGAUUGAAAAACUUAAGGUACAAUGCUUUAGGAAUUGCAAGUAAGUUUUAUCUUGAUUUUGUAAUUAGUUUUAAGUUUUAUUUUUAAUGUAAAGAGAUUGUAAUCUAGGAAAUGCAAUUGUUGCUUGCUGGCCCAACAAAGGAAAAGGCAAAAAAGGCAACCAAAAAAAAAAAAAAAAAAUCCAAUAAAAGAAAAAAAAAAAAAGUGUAGAAUACAUGGUGGCAUUUGUUUGUUUGUAUGUUAAUAUUUGUAUUUUACAUGUUUGAGUAAAUAAAUUAUUUUGUUUCUUACUA
Messenger RNA from Quercus robur (English oak), 1638 nucleotides. RefSeq lists its product as uncharacterized. The coding region runs from base 250 to 1170 and encodes 306 amino acids. The record is from RefSeq and is a predicted model, not a curated record. NCBI's taxonomy places the organism in Eukaryota, Viridiplantae, Streptophyta, Magnoliopsida, Fagales, Fagaceae. The transcript has a single exon.